Messenger RNA from Anopheles gambiae (African malaria mosquito), 1597 nucleotides. RefSeq names its product juvenile hormone epoxide hydrolase 2. Bases 151 to 1536 code for a protein of 461 amino acids. Gene Ontology annotation, biological process: epoxide metabolic process. Gene Ontology annotation, molecular function: epoxide hydrolase activity. Lineage: Eukaryota; Metazoa; Arthropoda; Insecta; Diptera; Culicidae. The transcript has 2 exons. The record is from RefSeq and is a predicted model, not a curated record.
CUCUCGCGCUUAUCUCCCAACAAGCCUGAACGAUGACGCUGCACUAUUGGUGCCUUGCAUGGUGGUGCGUAAAUCAAGCGUCACCGGCACACAGACACACCCCAACACAAACCGGCAUGGAUCGCACAGAUCAGUCAAAUCUGGGGAGCGAUGGGACUCGGGACACAGUUUCUUUGCCUGUUUGUAGGAUGUGUCAGUUUGGCGGGGUAUUCCUACUAUGGAGAAUUGACUACCCCUCUGCCUGUUCCAACGCUCCAGCUGGAUGAAUAUUGGGGAUCGGGCGAUGGAGCAACCUACCAAGAGGACACCUCUAUACGAUCGUUCAAUAUUUCCGUCGACACUCAAACGAUCCAGAAGCUCCUACAACAACUAAAGGAUCUACCUCAUCUAGCACAGCCGCUCGAAAAUGCCGACAGUUUCGAGUAUGGAUUCAACACUAAUCGUUUACGCGAAAUUGUACAUUUCUGGCGCGAACGGUACCUCCCGAAAUGGGCCACCGAACGUGAACCGUAUCUGAAUCGCUAUCCACAUUACAAGACCCAAAUUCAAGGUCUGGACAUACAUUACAUCCAUGUACGUCCGGAUGCUGGGAAGAGAACGGUACUUCCGCUACUGCUGCUUCACGGUUGGCCUGGAUCGGUACGAGAGUUCUACGACAUCAUUCCACUGCUUACUGAACCAUCCACCGAGCGUGAGUUUACCUUCGAAGUGAUCGUACCAAGCUUGCCCGGUUUCGGGUGGUCUCAGGGCAGUGCGAAGGUGGGUUUCGGAGGUCAAAAGAUGGCCGUCGUCAUGAAGAAACUGAUGGAACGGAUCGGUCACAAGCGGUUCUUCGUGCAUGGGGGCGACUGGGGAGCACUGAUCACGGACAUGAUGGGGACAUACUUUCCGGACAGUGUUAUGGGCAUCCAUCAGUCUGGCUGCGGUGUGAUAGGAACUCUCGCCACUUGGAAAACGAUGAUCGCAAGCGUUGCUCCUUCAUUAUUUGUGGAAAAGCGACACGUUCCUUACUACUUCCCACUCGGGUCGUACUUUAGGGAAAUUCUUCUCGAGUCCGGUUACAUGCACCUGCAGGCAACGAAACCGGACACGAUCGGAACCGCACUGCUCGGUAACCCAAUCGGACUCGCCGCUUACAUUCUCGAAAAGUUUUCCACCCAAACCGACCGAGCGUUUCGCAAGCUGCCCGACGGUGGUCUUGAACGAGCGUUCAGUCUCGACGCCCUGCUAGACAACUUGAUGAUCUACUAUCUGACCGACAGUAUCACUACCUCGCAAAGGCUGUAUGCGGAAGCGUUCAGCAAGCGGGAACUGUUUGCCGGUGAGUUGGAACGGAUUCCCAACCUGGUACCGGCGGCAUGUGCUAAGUUUAGGCACGAUGUGCUACAAACGAUCGAUUGGGCCUUGCGGGGACACUAUCACAACUUGGUGCAGAGCAACCAUUUCGAUGAUGGGGGACACUUUUCCGUAAUGCAGGUGCCGAAGGUUGUCUACCGAGAUAUAUUGGAAUUUGUGGAAAAGGUGUUUAAAGGUUAGCAAGUAAAGAGCUUUUGUAGUGUGUUUAAUAUAAAAUACAAAUAAAUUUGUAAAAUUUUAA